AUGAUAGGUGAUGAGGAACGAGUUCAUCAGUGUGGCGAGUGCGGGCUGACGCUCUCUACACGAAGUGCACUAACAGCUCACGCACGCUCUCACCGUACCACUGGAGAUGCACACCGUUGCGACGUGUGUAACAAGACUUUCGCCGUGCCUGCGAGACUGGUGCGCCAUUAUCGGACCCAUACUGGUGAGCGGCCCUUUGAAUGCGAAUAUUGCCACAAAAUGUUCAGUGUUAAGGAGAAUCUUCAAGUUCAUCGUCGCAUACAUACUAAAGAGAGACCUUAUCGAUGUGGAGUUUGUGAUGCAGCCUUCGAACACUCCGGCAAAUUACAUCGCCAUGCUAGAAUCCACACCGGGGAACGGCCACACGCCUGCCCGCAUUGUCAUAAAACUUUCAUUCAAUCGGGUCAGCUGGUGAUCCAUCUACGAACGCACACCGGUGAAAAACCAUACCGAUGUCCGGCACCUGGUUGCGGCAAAGGCUUUACCUGUUCGAAGCAGCUCAAGGUACAUUCGCGUACUCAUACUGGAGAACGCCCGUAUACUUGUGAUAUAUGUCUUCGGGACUUCGGUUAUAAUCACGUGUUAAAGUUACAUCGCUUUCAACAUUACGGCGAGCGAUGCUACCGUUGUACCGUCUGUGACGGAACGUUUAACACAAAAAAGCAAAUGGAAGCUCACAUAUAUAAGGAGCAUGGCGCUGAUACACCGCGCACUCCACAGUUGCCAUCGCCGACAUCUCUUGUAGUAAAUGGAAAUGUUAUGUGUGAUUUAGUGGAAGCAGCAUUGCAACAAUUACCGCCAACUCCUCCAAGCUCCCCUCCCUCACCGCAGUGUCCUUCAAUUGCUACCUGUACGACUGUAACUUCUCCAUCACAAUCACCUUCCCCUCCACCAACAACUUCAAUCCAAUAUACCCUUGAGCCUUCGUCGCUACCGCCAAGGAAACGAAAGCUAAUCCUUCAACCCAAUCCAGAAAUACCAGCGGUUGUCAGACAUACUUCGGUUAUACAGUUUGCCCCUCCCGCAGCACCAGAGUCAUAG
This is a messenger RNA of Arctia plantaginis, 1041 nucleotides long. The record is from the annotation of a GenBank genome assembly. NCBI's taxonomy places the organism in Eukaryota, Metazoa, Arthropoda, Insecta, Lepidoptera, Erebidae.